Fusarium keratoplasticum is the source of this 1359-nucleotide messenger RNA. RefSeq names its product Peptidase A1 domain-containing protein. The record is from RefSeq and is a predicted model, not a curated record. The transcript has 3 exons. Bases 1 to 1359 code for a protein of 452 amino acids. Gene Ontology annotation, molecular function: aspartic-type endopeptidase activity. Gene Ontology annotation, biological process: proteolysis. Gene Ontology annotation, cellular component: fungal-type vacuole. NCBI's taxonomy places the organism in Eukaryota, Fungi, Ascomycota, Sordariomycetes, Hypocreales, Nectriaceae.
AUGGCGUGGAUUUACCACUUCCUUCUCUUCAUCUCGACUCUCGCUUUCCAUGUACUAGCAGCUGCCGUUGAGGUCGAACCAGGCAGAACAGACUUGGAUCUCACGACACCAUGGAACGGAUUUCACCUGAAGCGAGCCGUGCCCAUCGUCGCUCCAUCCCCUGAUCAUGUCAGCACCCGCGUGUCAAAACUCAAGAAGCUCAACAGAAAACAUCAACUCCAUCCAAGAUCUGCCGCAUCCCUGCUCGCGAAACGUAACCAAGGACCCUUUUCUCUCAAGAAUGGCAUCCAGAACAUCUCGGCUGUGGGCGACUUCUCAACCUCCUAUGCGAUCCAAUGCUUAUGGGAUUCAACCCCCGUCUGGCUCACCUUCGACACAGCGAGCUCUGACACAUGGGCUGUCAAAUCUGGCUUCCGAUGUGAGAAUAACCUGGGAGAUAAGCAAGAUCAGGACUGGUGCGGCUUUGGCCAGCCGCACAUCCAAGACUUUGGCUUAGGGAGGCUGACAGAGAUACACCUCCAUCGGAGCUAUGCAUCUGGGGAGGACGUCUCGGGCCCAAUGGGCGCUUCCGAUAUCUCCUGCGGCGAUGUCACUGUCCAUAAUCAGCAGGUGGGACUAGCUAACAGGACAUACUGGCACGGUGACAACGUGACGGUUGGUGUUCUGGGUUUGGCGUAUCCAUCUCUCACCAGCGGCUACUUGGGCGGCCCCAAGGACGAGACGGAGUGGAACAAUUACCCAUACACGCCCUGGCUGACCAAAGCCAUCGCACAAGGCGCAACCAGCCCCAUGUUUAGCGUCUGGCUUGACCGAAACUCGAGCGAUGGGAUGCUCACUUGGGGCGGACUUCCGCGGCCCGCUGCCAUCAAGCUUGGGCAGCUUGCAACCACCGGUCUCAUCAUUGCAAAACUCGACGACAGGGAAAAGACAGCCUGGAAGCCGUCGUUCUAUACUAUCAUCCCGGACGGGCUAACAUGGGGAACAAGAACCGACACGGGAAAGUACCCGUACAUUGUCGACACGGCCACAACCAUGAUUCACGUGCCUCCGCCCCUUGCCGAAGCCAUCGCGGCGGCGUUUGAGCCGCAAGCCGUGUACCUAUAUCAGUGGGGGUCAUACUUUGUCCCAUGCGACUCAAUCGCGCCAAGCUUUGCCGUCAUCGUCUCGGGGGUCAACCUUUGGGUCAACCCGGCUGAUAUGAUAUUCAAGGACCUCGUGGAUCCUGGGACGGGGUACUGCGCCACGGCCAUCACCACCGGCGGAUCGGGGCCAUACAUCCUCGGUGACGUCUUCCUCCAGAAUGUCCUGGCCGUUUUUGACGUAGGAAACGCCGAGAUGCGCUUCUAUGCGAGGAGGUGA